AUGUUUUGGCCGCUAUACGAGCAGCUCAAUUUGUUGAUUUUCUCGGUUGCGAAGCAUUCCGCAGUGGUAUCCAGGAUGCAGCACAAAUGGGAAGGACCUUUGCGGAUGUUGCGGCAAAUUCUGGAUACCGCGCUGGGUGUUACUGUUUGGAAGGCGCUCGCUGAUGUGGAUUUUUUCUCCGAUCACAUUUUCAAGGGACUGGCAAUGAUGAUCGUCCAUCUGGAACAGCUUAUACAUUCGCUGACAACAUAUCCUGCCGGACUGAAGCUGAAUGCUCAUUUAAACGCUAUACUGUCGCAGUUCUUCGUAUAUCACAUCUACUUGUGGCAGAGCAAGUACAGUCUUUUCCGCACUGGCAAGCUUUAUUGCAGGUUGGCCAUUUUGUGUAUAACCUCAAUAAAAUCGCUGUGGCGAGUAUUUCGUGGCAAGAAAUAUAACCCGUUGCGCGUGCGGGUUGAUUCAGUGAGGCUCGACACCAGGCAACUCUUCAUCGCCACCUUAUUCUUCAUCAUACUGUUGUUUCUGCUCCCAACAAUACUCGUCUAUUUCUUCGUAUUUUCUCCGGUAAUACUCUCUACACCCUUUGUGAAAUUAUAG
This is a messenger RNA of Gongylonema pulchrum, 597 nucleotides long. The record is from the annotation of a GenBank genome assembly. Lineage: Eukaryota; Metazoa; Nematoda; Chromadorea; Rhabditida; Gongylonematidae.